AUGGUGAACGCGAUGGAGCCCCGCUAUCAUGUUCCAACCCGCCAACACCUCACCAAGGUUUGCGUUCCCAGGCUGUAUGCUCAGACAAAGGCACACGUCAAAGCCUCCCUGGGCAACGCGGAGAGAGUUGCCUUGACGUGCGACGGGUGGACCUCGCGAACAACUGAAGCAUAUGUCACCAUCACGGCCCACUUUAUCAAUGAGGAAUGGGAGCUUGUUACGUAUGUAUUACAAACCAGGGACAUGCCCGAGAGCCACACCGGACACAACCUGGCAGAACAUCUAAGAAAGGCCCUCGCUGAGUGGGAAAUAACAGAAAAGGAUCCAGUAAUUGUCACUGACAACGCGUCAAAUAUGACAAUAGCAGCUGAGGAGGCAGCGUUCACACUUCACGUCAAAUGCUACGCACACACCCUAAAUCUGGCUGCACAACGUGCCCUCAAAAUCACAGCAGUCGCACGCCUGUUGGGAAGAGUGAGACGCAUUGUGAACUUCUUCAGACGAAGCACCACAGCCAACCACAUGCUGAAAGAGAAACAGAGGCUUCUACAACUACCAGAGCACAAGCUGAUGACGGACGUGGUUACAAGGUGGAACAGUGCACAAGACAUGCUAGAAAGAUUCCUUGAGCAACAACCGGCCAUCUGUGCAGCCCUGCUCUCGAGUGAGGUGAGGAAGACCGAGAAGAAUCUGUGCACACUGACUGAGUCAGACGUGACAACAGCUGAAGAAGCAGUCAGCGCUCUGAAGCCCAUGAAGGAGGCUACACAGUACAUGUCCAAGGAGAAGACCCCCACGCUGUCAGUCAUAGCACCCCUCCAGGAAACACUGAUCAAUGGACUGAAACCGAUCGAAGGUGAAUCUGCAGUCAUAAAAGAGAUGAAGGCUGCCAUGUCUGGGGAUCUUCAGAAGAGGUACAUCGACCUCAAGGCAACUCUCCAUGCAUGUUCAGCAAUGGAUCCAAGAUUCAAAAGUCUUCCCUUCCUGACUGAGAACCAAAGACAGGAAGUUUAUGAUGGACUGAUUGCAGAGGCUCAGGAUCAGCCAAUGCCAUCAGAGUUGUCACUUUGGAGUGUGGUCGAAGAGGGCACAGGAAAUGGUAGCGCUGAUGAUGAGGGGAUGGCAUCCGAAGAAGAGACUGUAGAUGAUGGUGUGCGAUUCAAGGAAGGAGAGAGCAGUCAAGGUCAGCAUCCUCCACCCAGGAAUCCAAAGCCGUCUUGUCCACUGGCUGCCCUUCUUGGUGGUGAACGAUAGCGUGGUGGAGCACAACCCAAGACAAAUACCCAAGAGGACGAGGCCAAGGAGCAGAUGACCCGCUACAAGGAGGCAGAUCUCUUGGAAGUGAAAGAAGAUCCACUGGUCUGGUGGAAGGAGCACCAGUAUGAGUAUCCACUCUUGUCACACCUGGCUAAAAGGUACCUGUGCAUCCCUGGCACUAGUGUCUCCUCGGAGAGGGUCUUCUCUACCGCCGGAGAUAUCCUCACUGCUCAGAGAAGUGCACUUCUCCCAGACCACGGUGAUCAGAUUCUAUUCCUGAACAAAAAUCUGAAGAGAAUGUAGAUGCAGUUAUGUAGAGAGGAGCCUUUCUGUUUAGUGUUUUUGGCUUAAAUGUUACUCCUUUGGACUUGAAUUAUUGGCAGGUACAUUUUACAUUAAAUGUUGUUCUUAGUGACUUGAAUUAUUGGCUACCUCAUAUUCUGUGUUAAGCUAAAAAUGCUGUAAAAUAAUCUGUUCAGAACAGGCCACCUGCUGCACCUUUUAAUUCUCCA
Eleginops maclovinus (Patagonian blennie) is the source of this 1769-nucleotide messenger RNA. RefSeq names its product E3 SUMO-protein ligase ZBED1-like. The transcript is spliced from 4 exons. Bases 1 to 1254 code for a protein of 417 amino acids. The record is from RefSeq and is a predicted model, not a curated record. Lineage: Eukaryota; Metazoa; Chordata; Actinopteri; Perciformes; Eleginopidae.